Molecule: messenger RNA, 390 nt
Organism: Arctia plantaginis
Lineage: Eukaryota; Metazoa; Arthropoda; Insecta; Lepidoptera; Erebidae
Source: the annotation of a GenBank genome assembly
AUGAAAGCCGCAAUAGUCGCUCUUUGCAUCGUCGCGUGCGUGUACGCGAAUAGCGACCAGGAGGCUAAGGUGCUGCGAAGCGACUACGAAUUGGCACCAUCUGGUGACUUCCAGUACGCUUAUGAAACCGACAACGAUAUUCAGGGAUCCGCCCAGGGAAAACUGAAACCUUUUGGAAAGGAUGAGGUAGCCCUCGAAGUUUCUGGAUCUAACUCAUACAAAUCCCUUGAAGGCACCGUUUAUGAAGUAAAAUACGUUGCCGAUGAGAACGGAUACAGGCCCACGGGUGAUCAUCUCCCCACUCCUCCUGCCCCAGUUCCCAUUCCUGAAUAUAUCGAGAAGGCUAUCGCGUACAUCGCAGCUCACCCCUACAGCGAGAAGAAGGAGUAA